GUUAAAUGAAGUUUCUUUCAGAAUUUUGAUUUGCAGGAAUCAAAUCUUGCAAGCAUCAUGAUACAGUCUGUCGCUUCCAAAAGGGUGUCAGCUGUAUACAGCAUACCAUCUCCUGAUGAUUGUGAGUGUGUGUCUGGGCAGAGUCCAAACUUGUAUUGGGUCCAGUCUUCCGAGGAGGAAAGCUCAUUUCUGAAGUAUUCUUUUUUGAAACGGCUGAGAUGGCAUCUAGGAAUAUUACCCAUUAUUUCCUUAGCAGUCACUGUAUUUGUGCUAGUCCUGCACUAUUCAUUAUCUCCAGCAUUCUCAUUUAUUUAUAUUGGUGGAAGUGUAGAAAUCCCAAACCUGACUUACACAAGUGACCUCACUGAUCCAAAGUCACAGAAAUUUAUACUGCAAGCAGAAAUGAUCCAGAGUUAUUUUGCAGAAUUCUAUGAAUCUUCUACCUUAGGGAAAUAUUACUUGAAUUCAGUGGUUGCUGCAUUUAGUGAAGGAGAAGAUGGUCUCAAAGUCUACUGCUGGAGUAUAUUCUGGGCACCACAAGAUAUUACUGGCUCUUUCAAAAAACUGAUCUCACUGAAGCAAAAGGAAAUAAUCAGGAAGCAAGUACCUUGGGGUGUUAAUUCUUCUGCUGAAAGCUUUUUGGUAGAAGAGAAUUUUGAUCUCUUUACAAUGGAACUUUUUGUUGCAGAUGCUACUGAGUAUGAUGUGACCUUAAAGUCAGUAUCCUUUGACCUAUAUGCAAAGCCAGGUAACAACAGGAGUUUGACUUUGAUGAAUCCCAAGAAAUCUUUUUAUCAGUGGCGGCUGCGAGUUCCUUCGAACUAUGUUGUGAGACUUGUCAUUCUUACAUUGCAUGGUGUCACUCCAGGGAGCUGUGCAUCUCACAGAUUAUCAGCAUAUGAUUUCCUCCUCCCUCUUCAGAACAAGAUCAUUACGAGGUGGUGUGGAGUACCAGGGGCUUGGAAUCCCCCCAUUGUUCGGUUAACUUCAUCAAGUAAUGUAAUGCUGGUCACCUUCUCGCUGGACAAAAGAAAAGAGAACAGCAUACUAAAAGCCUACUUCCAGGCAGUUCCUAAAAUUGUAUGUGGCGGGCGUUACAUCUCGUGGAAUGGGACUGUGAGCUCCCCUUAUUAUCCAAGUUACUAUCCACCAAGCAUUGACUGCAGCUGGAUAAUCAGAGCACCAUUGCCUGGCUAUAAGUUGUCACUAAAAAUUCUUGUAAUACAAAUUCAGGAGAAGUCUCCAGGAUCUAGUAAAUGUGAUAAGGACUGGUUAGAAAUUGAUGGAGUUAGGUAUUGUAAAGCUAUUGCAGAAGGCCAGAGAAAUAAAGACUAUGGUUAUUCAGUUGCAAUCAAUUUCCAUUCAGAUGAACUGGUCACUCAUAGAGGUUUUUACAUUGAAUAUAACGCAUUCAGUUACAUGGACCUUUGUCCUCGACAAUUUAAGUGCGCAGAUAGAACAUGCAUUCCUUUAAACAAUCAGUGUGAUGGACGGCAAGAUUGUUCAGAUGGCAGUGAUGAAUUAGACUGUGGCUGCAGUCCAGAGGAGUCUAAUUGUGGUAAUGGGAAGUGUAAGCAUGCUUCUAAGAUGUGCAGAGGGGAGGAGAGCUGUGGAGAGGACAGUGAUGAAAACAACUGCUCCUCUAAAAAUUGUUCUCCAUAUGCAUAUAAAUGCUCAAAUGGCAAGUGUUCAAUGAAACCAAACCCUGAAUGUGAUGGAAUAAGAGAUUGUGCUGAUGGAUCUGAUGAAGUUAAUUGUGCCUGUGGAAGGAGUCAAUUUACAAAAAAUAGAAUUGUGGGAGGUGAGGAUGCAAGGUCUGGAAAGUGGCCAUGGCAAGCAAGCUUACAGAUGGGAACUUAUGGCCAUAUUUGUGGUGCAUCUGUUAUUUCAAAUAGAUGGCUGAUAUCUGCUGCUCACUGUUUCCUGGAUUCUGAUUCCAUAAGAUACUCUGUGCCUUCUGGCUGGAAAGCAUACAUGGGCAUAAGGAUCAUGAGCAAAAACAGCAAUCAUGUAGCUAUGAGAUCAAUCAAAAGGAUUGUUGUCCAUCCACGGUAUGACCAGUAUAUCUCAGACUAUGAUGUUGCCCUGUUGGAAAUGGAAACGCCAGUAUUCUUCAGUGAGCUGGUACAGCCCAUUUGUUUACCCAGCAGCCCUAGAAUAUUUUUUUAUGGAACUGUCUGCUAUGUAACUGGCUGGGGAGCCAUAAAAGAAAAUAGUCAACUUGCCAAAACAUUGCAAGAAGCUAGAGUAAAAAUAAUUAAUCGAAGUGUCUGCAGCAAGCUUUAUGAUGAUCUGAUUACUUCUCGGAUGCUGUGUGCAGGAAACCUCAAUGGUGGCAUUGAUGCAUGCCAGGGUGAUUCUGGAGGUCCAUUGGCCUGCAUAGGAAAGGAAAAUAGGUGGUACCUCGCAGGAAUUGUGAGCUGGGGUGAAGGAUGUGCUCGGCGUAAUCGUCCUGGUGUAUACACCAAAGUGACAGCUCUUUAUGACUGGAUUCGUCUGUAUACAAAGUGAUGCACUUGGCAGGCAGCACAAACCAUCCUGUUUGCUGAAAUUCCUAGAAAUGCAUUCUGUGAAGCACAUCUUCAUGGCAAUUACAGUUCAUGGUAUUUUGUGUGUGUGUCAUUAUUUUCUCAUGGAUUCAUCUUUUGUUUUCCUCCUCGUGAGAAACAAGCAACAGGUUUGACAACAGUGAGAGCAACUUACAACCUUGAGCUAAGAUUCAACAAAAUCAUAAUUGAUAUUCAAAGUGUUCCUUUUGCCUCUGAGGCAAAUGCAUAAGGAACAUGUACCCAGACCAUGUGCAUAGGUAUGGUCUUGCCUUUCUCUUGUUAAUGCUUCCAGGCAAGCUUCAUUGUCCACUUGUCAUGUCUGAAUAUACAGAAGGCAAGUCAGGGUGAUGUGGUUUGAAGUCAGGAGGUUAACCUCAUGAUAGUCCACACCAGAAAGACUGUAAUAUGUUUAAAUAAGAAUCCAAGCUUUCAGAUGAAUAGUUGAUCCUCCAGAAGGCUAGAGGUUCAUCAGGAUCUGUAGUUGUUAUUAGGAUAUAAUUAUCAUCAGUUCAAAGCUGUGAUGUACCAAAUUCUUCAAGUGCUAUCAGCUCACAUUUCAGAUGCUACAGGACCCAGUAACACGCCUAAAAUGAAAGGGGUAUGUUGCUAGGGUUGCUCAAGAAAUGGUCAGAUGACAAAUGCCCCGUGUUCAGUGGCUUAAUCAGUCAGAAGUGAUGCAAGUAAAACAGCAUUUCACAUUUGAGUCUCUAGAAGUUCACUGGUCUUCAAGCCCUCUUCCUAAAAUUAUUUUUCUCCAGUCCACUCAUUUACUAAAUACAAGAGAAACCUGUAGGUUUCUGAGCUCUUAUCUUUUCCUGGUUACAGCAUUCAGCAGUUACACCCAGUUCCUGGGCAGCUUUCACAUGUUUUCAUCUUCCCAGGAUGUUGCUUCCCUUUCCCCAAAUGUGGAGUUACUUUGUCACAACUUUACAUAGAGUUUUUGACUUUGCUGAUACAUGCAUGUCUACAGAAGCAGGUGAGAGGGAGAAGCCUGAAUAUCUACCCAGGGGGACCACAAAUUAUGAGAGGGGAAGGGAGGAUUCAAGGGAAUAGUAUUUUUAGGGGUGCAGCGGUAAAGAUUUUUUUGGCCGAUGCUGAUGGCCAAUUAUAUUAAUCAGCCAUGUUGGCCAAUGCCGAUCUGAUAAUUGAUAUACAGCCCAGCAGUUUGGGGAGCAGUGUCCAGCUGGUAAGUAUAUGGUGGGGGGGAGGUAUGGAGAAGAAAAGGGGCAUGGAGGGGGCAGAUUGUGGCCCCCAAGGUAAGGGAGGAAAUGGGGCUGGGCUGGGGCAGGGGCAGGCACUGCUGGGCUGGGGCGGGAGCCAUGGGCAGCUCGUCCAGGUGGAAUUCAGGGGGUGGGGCGGUGGGGAACUCCCUGCCCCUGCACAAACUCCUGGGGGACACAUAGGAGGCACGUAUCCUCUGGAUUUGUGCAUUGGGUGAGGGCAGGCUGCCCACUGUGGGUUCAGGGCUAGGGACUGCACUGGCCUCUUCCCAGUGGGCCCACUGCAGGUUCAGGGCUGGGGCUGCAGGCAGCAGUGGCUCUGAGAGUGGGGGCUACAGGGGGAGCUACAGCCACAUCAAAAUUUGCCUUGGCCACCCAGUAGCCCCUCCUCCCAGUGUCACUGCCUCCUGCCCUGCACACAUGAGCCCAGCCUGCCCAGACCAGGAAGAGGCCAGAGCAGCCCGCAGUCAGCAGCCCACCCUCACCCUGACCACAAUCUGCAGGGCACGUUACCCCCAUGCUUCCCCCAGGGGUAUGCACAGCAGCAGGGAGCCCUCCCUCCCUGGAGGAGCCACCCACAGCUCAAUCCCACACCCUG
Molecule: messenger RNA, 4367 nt
Organism: Alligator sinensis (Chinese alligator)
Lineage: Eukaryota; Metazoa; Chordata; Crocodylia; Alligatoridae
Product: suppressor of tumorigenicity 14 protein-like
Exons: 18
Coding region: 58-2511 (817 amino acids)
Biological process (GO): proteolysis
Molecular function (GO): serine-type endopeptidase activity; protein binding
Source: RefSeq, a predicted model, not a curated record